CUCUUCUCUCCUCGUUUCCAGGAAGAGCUCUGUCUCACCCUCAACCCCCUCAAUCCCAAUCCCAAGGCAAAGAAUCCCCAGCCCCAACGAAAAUGGACAAACCCAGAUUCGUAAUCCCAGCCUCAGAAGCCGAAUCCAUGGCCCAAGAUUCCAACCUCACGGUCCCCCAGCUCCUCCCCACGCUCGUCCCCUCCGCCAAGAGCCUCGCCCGCCCGCCCAUCUCCCGCUACCACGUCGGCGCCGUGGGGCUCGGCUCCUCCGGCCGCGUCUUCCUCGGCGUCAACCUCGAGUUCCCCAACCUCCCCCUCCACCAUUCCGUCCACGCCGAGCAGUUCCUCCUCACCACUCUCUAUCUCAAUGCCGAGCCCCGCCUCCACUACCUCGCCGUUUCCUCCGCCCCCUGCGGCCACUGCCGCCAGUUCCUCCAGGAGGUCCGCGACGCCCCUGACAUCAACCUCCUCAUAACCUCCAGCUCCGACCCAUAUACGCCCUUGUCAAACUUUCUCUCCCACCGGUUCGGACCCCAUGACUUGCUGCCGGAGGACGUACCUUUGCUCCUGGAGCCACACCAUAAUAAAUUGUCAUUUUUGAGCGAUACCCAGAUAAAAUUAUGCAAUGGGGUUUGUGCGGUUGGCGGUGAAUUGCGAUACGCGGCUUUGGAGGCUGCGAACCGCUCCCACGCGCCGUACAGCGGGUGCCCGUCCGGCGUGGCGCUCGUGGACUGUGAAGGGAAGGUGUAUACAGGGUCGUAUAUGGAGUCUGCGGCGUUUAACCCGAGCAUGGGACCGGUGCAGGCGGCGCUGGUGGCAUAUGUAGCAAACGGAGACGGCGGUGGGUAUGAGAGGAUUGUUGGGGCGGUGUUGGUGGAGAAGGAGGAAGCUGUGGUGAAGCAGGAGCAGACGGCGCGGCUGCUGUUGCAGGCGAUUUCACCUAAGUGUGAGUUUAAGGUCUUCCAUUGUAGAUCGGCUUAGAAUGAAUGGUUAUUAUAAAAAUGGCCUUUCAUUUGGGGAUUGAUUUGGUUCAUGAAAGAUUUGAAUUUGAUGCAUGGAUGGAUGGUGGAGGAUAUGAUA
Messenger RNA from Corylus avellana, 1070 nucleotides. RefSeq names its product cytidine deaminase 1-like. Gene Ontology annotation, molecular function: cytidine deaminase activity; zinc ion binding. Gene Ontology annotation, cellular component: cytosol. Lineage: Eukaryota; Viridiplantae; Streptophyta; Magnoliopsida; Fagales; Betulaceae. The record is from RefSeq and is a predicted model, not a curated record.